CUCGACUCAACUCGCUCCCUCUCCGCCCUCGCUGCCCGCCCGCCAGACAUCCCGCUGAGUGUUUCCCUCGCCUGUUUCGCUGCCCCGUCCCGUCCUGCUGAGUGUUGUACGUGCCUCCCAGCCCCCCGUUCCGUUGACCCGGGUCGUUGCUGGGGAACUGCCCUCGUCCCCCGUCAAUACGCACACACACACACAGAGAGAGAGAGAGAGAGACACAUUCAUAUAUCUGCCUCUGCACGGCACUCUGAUUUGUCAUCGUAGUCCUGUGUUGCUGGCUUGUUGUGAUAUUGUCACCCAUUCAAACCGAGGACAAAAAUCUGUUCCAACCUUCGUCGAAGAACCUCCUGCGAAUUAGACUCUUUCUUUGCCAGCACAAACGCGUUGUGUAUUGUUCGGUGUUCAAGGGGUUAUCAGUAUGGCUGCUACGUUGAGCGGGACGUAUACCUCCGCUCCCGACACACCGUCCCCGGUAUUCCCUGAUCGACUGAUCCGGCCAUUGCCCAAACGCCCAAUACGCUCUCGCAUAUCCCCCGAAGUUGCCGAGUCGAUCCUCUAUCCCCCUGCCCCCCCAGCCACCCAGCUUUUCUACGGUGCUUAUGCGGGCAAUGGAGACGUGAACGACGCCAAGGUCUUUGUUCAACGAAAUAGUUAUGGCUUCGAGCCCAACCCCGACGAUCAUCAUAUCUAUGAAGACGGUGUCGAGUCCGACGAGGACGGCCCCGUUGUUGUUCGACGCAGCGUCGGCCUGGACAGAUCCUCGCUACCACACUCGGAAUACGUAAAGCAUAUGGGAACUCCAUCCAAAUCCAGCUCGAAUAGUCUCGAUGGCUACGAUGCGUUCGAGAAUACGAACAAUAAAAAGAAGAGGAAAAUACCCACCUCAGGGAGCUUAGGCUGUCAUUCAAUUUCCGCCGAUAUCCUGAAUAUGAGCCCUUCCAGUCCAAACGGCACAAGCACGGGGAUCUUAGAAGAUAACAGUGCGACUGGCUCCUAUUAUGGGUCUGGAAACCCCGUCUCUCCAGCUGGCUCUGGCAUCUCCGGGUCCGGACGCGGAAGAUUUGGUCGCAACGCCGCUCGUUCUGCUGCGGGCCGGGUUCCCCUCGCCAAUUAUUCCAGUAACUGGCUGGGAAAUCGACCUCCGGGGAGCCGUCGAGAGCCAUCUCACCUCGGCCAAGAACAGACUGGCUCGGCGAAAAAUCCAGAUCAGGGAAUAAUCUCAACUGCUAUAGCCAACGCAGCAGCUUUUCCGUCAUCGUCACCAAAAAGCCAAGGGAACAUAAGCUUAUUAGACGAAUCGGCCAAGCCUACACCCGCAAAAACACAAUUCACCUUUACGUGUGAGUCGGAUUCAUCGAAAGGAAUGGCGUCUUGGCAAACGCAAAAUCCGUUCCCGAUUCCACAGCAACAUCGGCCGGCCUCUCAACCAGCCCCCGGGCCAGCUUCGGGACAAAGAAGAUUCUCAACCCAAGGAACACAAACCAGCCCAAACAUGGCAUCCCAGACGAACCCGCAAAGCCAAGCUGGGGCUACGCCGCCACAUCCUGCUCAGACUUCCCAACCCCCAGCUCAGGGAAAGAAACCCCGUCGCUCAGCCCGGAGUAUAUACGCGUUUGCUGCACGUCAGCGUCGGAUACAACAACAAUACACGAACCUACACCACCCGCCCAACCUUGAAGAUAUUUGGAUCUGUGAAUUUUGCGAGUAUGAGAGCAUUUUUGGGCACCCUCCGGAGGCCUUGAUUAGGCAAUACGAGAUCAAAGAUCGAAAGGAGCGGAGGCGAUUGGCAGAGAAACGAAGAUUGCUGGAAAAGGCGAAGAUGAAAGGACGCAAGGGCAAAAAGGCGCCGAAAAAUGCUGCGAAGAAUGCGGCGGCUCAGCAACCUGCUUACCAUCAGAACUAUGACCGACAGCAGAUGCCGGAUCAGCUUGCUGAAGGACACGGGGGUCAGGAUGAAGACUAUGGAGGAACUAUGGAAGGUGACGAUUAUGACGAGCAAGCUCCACCACCUCCCCAGCACCAGCAAUCUGGCUCAGUACAGCAACCGCCGGCGCUUGAUCCAGGUAAUCCUACCCAGGCGAGUUCACAAUCAAGUACUGGCCUAGGUGGGGGAGGUCCGGGGCGUGCCGGAUGA
This is a messenger RNA of Coccidioides posadasii C735 delta SOWgp, 2131 nucleotides long. NCBI's taxonomy places the organism in Eukaryota, Fungi, Ascomycota, Eurotiomycetes, Onygenales, Onygenaceae. The record is from RefSeq and is a predicted model, not a curated record.